GAGCUGUGCUAAGCGCUGUCCGAGCCGCUGCGGCCGUGGCCAUGGAGGGGACCCCCGGGGCCGUGCCGGGCUUCCUGGCCAAGCUGUGGGCCCUGGUGGAGGACCCGGCCAGCGACCAUGUCAUCGGCUGGAGCCGGAAUGGCCAAAGCUUUUGCAUUCUGGAUGAGCAAAGGUUUGCCAAAGAGCUCCUCCCCAAAUACUUCAAGCACAACAAUAUCUCCAGCUUCAUACGGCAGCUGAAUAUGUAUGGCUUCCGCAAAGUGAUCGCCCUGGAGAGUGGAAUGAUUAUCCAGGAGAAGAGCUCGGCGAUUGAAUUUCAGCAUCCGUUCUUCAAACAGGGGGAAGCCAGCCUUCUGGAAAACAUCAAACGCAAGGUGUCCACGGUGAGAGCGGAGGAUCUCAAAGUGUGCCCGGAAGCCUUGCAGAAAGUGCUCUCCGAAGUCCAGGGGAUGCGGGAGCAGCAGAGCAGCAUGGAUGCCAAGCUGGCCAACAUGAAGAGGGAAAAUAAAGCCCUGUGGAAGGAAGUGGCAAGCCUGAGGCAGAAGCACAGCCAACAGCAGCAGCUGCUGUCUAAGAUCCUCCAGUUCAUCCUGAGUUUAAUGAGAGGAAACUACAUCGUGGGCGUGAAAAGGAACAGGUCGUUACCGGACGCUGCCGGUUCUCCGGCUGCCAAGUACAGUCGUCAGUACAUCCGUAUCCCCGUGGAAGGCGGCGAAGCGGUGGAGAUGUUGGAACGCGGCACUCCAAACGGCGGGGACAGAAGCGGCGUUAUCAUCCGCGAAGUCACCAACACUGUGGACGGCGUCCCCCACGGGCCCCCAAGCCCGGCCCAGCCGAGCGGGAGUAACGGGAACGACCCCGCGGCUCCGGUGCAGGCGGAUGCUCCUGUCGGGCUGGAUCUGGGAAGCCCGGGACUCCCACUUUGCGAAAUCCCUGAGGACUCCUUCAAGGCCGGUGGGUCGGGAAGCGAAGUCCCGGAGCUGCAUUCCACGCAAACCAGUGACUCUGAAGACCCCGCAUCCGUCAUCGACUCCAUCCUGAGCGAGAACAGUUCUUCCGCCGCCAACGAGGCUUUACUGGACAGGGACGAGAUGCAGGAUUUUCUGAACUGCAUUGAAGCCAACCUAGAGGAGCUGCAGUCGAUGCUGUCGGGGAAGAAACUGAAUUACGGUUCCGAGGGCGUCAGUGAGGCUCUCAGUCCCGAGUGUCCCGUUUUGAGGAGGAAUGAGACCGAGACGUCACCCAGAAUGACAGAGGGUCUGGCUUCAAUAAAAAAUGUUGAAGAAGGAGGCAUGAGUGAGUUGGGAGCAGCAGAGAACAAAGCUCCCAGACCUGACGGGGCCCAGAACUUUCUUCCCACAGACAUGCAGCUGGUACAGUACAUUGGCAACCCGCUGCUUUCCCUGUUCGAAGAGCUGCCCACCAGCGAAAGCGGAGAGGACCCUCAGGACACCAAAGACUUUCUCUUCCCCGAGCCGGAAGGCAAGAGGGCCCUGCCGUCUGCCGGGGGCGACCCCGACCCCCUGUCCUUCGGGACGCUGGCCCCCCAGGAGGAGUGCGUGAGUCCCCUUGGGCCCUACGAGCUGCCCCCGCUGUCCGACGACUCCAGUGGGGAGUACAAACUGUUCCCCCUGCUGCUGCUCAGCCCGGUGGCCAACUUCAUCGAGGAAGCCUCCGAAAUUGAGCACACCACGUGAGGCCGAGGCCCACCCUCCGCCCACCCACCGCCCCGCGGGGUACAAGCCGGGGCCCGUAUGCUGGCUCGGGAUUCUCUCCCCCGACCCCUCGGGCUCCGGAUCCUGCGGGGGCUCGGCCCGCGCCACCCCCUUCGCUCCUCCCACCCCCACCCGCCGCCCCUGGGCCAGAAGCCGGCUGGGGCCCUUGGCAAGAAAGGCGACCAUCAUGAGGGAGCGAGAAUAAAGUCCCUACCGAAGCUCCCUCUGCCCCGAGACCCUUCUCACCGUCCUUCUCGACUUGGGGAGAGCGCUUUCUGAGAAGUGGCAGAGCUUGGCACUUUCCUGUCUGCAGGG
Molecule: messenger RNA, 2030 nt
Organism: Tachyglossus aculeatus (Australian echidna)
Lineage: Eukaryota; Metazoa; Chordata; Mammalia; Monotremata; Tachyglossidae
Product: heat shock factor protein 3-like
Exons: 13
Coding region: 42-1697 (551 amino acids)
Biological process (GO): regulation of DNA-templated transcription
Molecular function (GO): sequence-specific DNA binding; DNA-binding transcription factor activity
Source: RefSeq, a predicted model, not a curated record